GUGACAGGUCAUCUAAUGCUGGCGGUGUGCACAGCUGUGAUUGGCUCUCUCCAGUUUGGGUACAACACUGGUGUAAUAAACGCUCCUCAAAAUAUCAUUGAGAGCUUCUACAAUGAGACGUGGACCAUCCGGUUUUCAGAGCCUAUCUCUCAGAGCACUCUAAUGACAUUGUGGUCCCUCUCUGUGGCCAUCUUCUCUGUUGGAGGAAUGUUUGGCUCCUUCUCUGUUGGGCUCUUUGUUAACCGCUUUGGCAGGAGGAACUCCAUGCUCAUGGCCAACGUGCUGGCUUUUAUUGCAGCAGCAUUUAUGGGCCUGUCCAAGCUGGCUACUUCCUUCGAAAUGCUCAUCAUCGGGCGUUUAAUUGUGGGUGUGUACUGUGGCCUGUCCACUGGUUUUGUGCCCAUGUAUGUGCAGGAAGUGUCGCCCACCUCUCUCCGUGGAGCAUUAGGGACACUACAUCAGCUUGGUGUUGUUAUAGGCAUCCUCAUGGCACAGGUGAGUUUUGGGAUUGAGCCCAUCAUGGGGAAUCGCUUGCUGUGGCCCCUCCUGCUGGGUUUUACUUGCCUUCUAGCUGGUCUGCAAUGUGUCCUGCUGCCCUUUUGCCCCGAAAGCCCCAGAUAUCUGCUCAUCAACUGCAACAUGGAAAGCAAAGCGUUCAGUGUCCUAACGAAGCUGCGAGGCACUGAAGAGGUGAGCACUGAUCUGCAGGAAAUGAAGGAGGAGAGCCAGCAGAUGAUGAGGGAGAAGAAGGUGACCAUUGCCGAGCUGUUCCGCUCCCCUUUCUACCGGCAGGCCAUCUUUGUGUCCGUCAUGCUGCAGCUGUCACAGCAGCUGUCAGGGAUCAAUGCUGUGUUUUACUACUCAACGGGGAUCUUUCAGCGAGCAGGUGUGAACCAGCCCGUCUAUGCAACGAUUGGUGCAGGACUAGUCAACACUGCCUUCACUGUGGUUUCUUUGUUUUUAGUAGAAUGCAUGGGCAGGAGAUCCCUCCAACUCAUUGGUCUCAUGGGGAUGGCUGUUUCUGCCGUUUUCUUAACUGUGGCUAUGGCAUUUCUGGACCAGCUCAAGUGGAUGUCCUAUAUCAGUAUUGUGGCCAUCUUCAGCUUUGUGGCCUUCUUUGAAAUUGGCCCUGGCCCCAUUCCCUGGUUCAUUGUGGCAGAGUUCUUCAGCCAAGGGCCUCGACCUGCAGCAGUUGCAGUUGCUGGUUUCACCAAUUGGUCUGCAAACUUCUUCGUGGGCAUGAGCUUCCAGUAUGUUGAGCAACUGUGUGGCCCUUAUGUCUUCAUCAUCUUCACGAUCUUCCUGCUGGGAUUCUUCAUCUUCACCUACUACAAGGUGCCAGAGACAAAAGGGCGCACCUUUGAGGAGAUUGCAGAAGAAUUCCGCCUGUCAGCAAAUCGGGGCUCUGACAAAUACUCAGCCCGAGAGGAGUUCAGUGCAAUCAGGGGGGAUGAACCCACCCUUUAAAAAUUACCAUAUGUCAUGCACACACUUGUAUGCAGCUC
Thalassophryne amazonica is the source of this 1505-nucleotide messenger RNA. RefSeq names its product solute carrier family 2 member 1a (gene slc2a1a). Gene Ontology annotation, molecular function: hexose transmembrane transporter activity. Gene Ontology annotation, cellular component: apical plasma membrane; basolateral plasma membrane. Lineage: Eukaryota; Metazoa; Chordata; Actinopteri; Batrachoidiformes; Batrachoididae. The coding region runs from base 16 to 1467 and encodes 483 amino acids. The transcript has 9 exons. Gene Ontology annotation, biological process: monosaccharide transmembrane transport; response to insulin. The record is from RefSeq and is a predicted model, not a curated record.